Molecule: messenger RNA, 2434 nt
Organism: Grus americana (Whooping crane)
Lineage: Eukaryota; Metazoa; Chordata; Aves; Gruiformes; Gruidae
Gene: SOX2
Product: SRY-box transcription factor 2
Exons: 1
Coding region: 458-1405 (315 amino acids)
Biological process (GO): regulation of DNA-templated transcription; cell differentiation; anatomical structure morphogenesis
Molecular function (GO): DNA-binding transcription factor activity, RNA polymerase II-specific; RNA polymerase II cis-regulatory region sequence-specific DNA binding
Source: RefSeq, a predicted model, not a curated record
CGGGGCGAACACAUUUAUUCCCUGACAAGCCCCCAUCACAUGGAUGGUUGUCUAUUAACUUGUUCAAAAAAGUAUCAGGAGUUGUCAAGGCAGAGAGAGAGAGUGUGUGUGUUUGCAAAAGGGGGUAAAGUAGUUUGCUGGCUCUUUAAGACUGAGGUGGAGAGAGAGAGAGAGAGAGAGAGCGAGCGGCAGGCAGAGAAAAGGGAAAAAGGAGGAAGAAGAAGUUUUUUAAAAUCAAGGCUCCGGCGGUAAUAAUAGCAGUUAUUGGCAUUAUUAAUCCAUCAGCGAAGAGGAAGAUCCUGAUCUUGAUCCAAGUGUGGUUUUGGGGAGUCCCCCUCCCCCCUUUCCUACCCCUCCCUAGGAAAAAAAAAAAAAAAAAAAAAGUCCGGCUUGGGACUUCGCUGCGGCUGCUCCUCGCUUCUCUGCUCAAGGCUGGUUCCAGGCAAAAGUAGUUUGAAUGUACAACAUGAUGGAAACCGAGCUGAAACCUCCCGCCCCCCAGCAAACUUCGGGGGGAGGCACAGGCAACUCCAACUCGGCUGCCAGCAACCAGAAGAACAGCCCGGACCGGGUCAAGCGCCCGAUGAACGCGUUCAUGGUGUGGUCCCGCGGCCAGCGGCGGAAAAUGGCCCAGGAGAACCCGAAGAUGCACAACUCCGAGAUCAGCAAGCGGCUCGGGGCGGAGUGGAAACUUUUAUCCGAGGCGGAAAAAAGACCCUUCAUUGACGAAGCCAAGCGGCUCAGAGCUCUGCAUAUGAAGGAGCACCCGGAUUAUAAAUACCGACCCCGGAGGAAAACCAAGACCCUCAUGAAGAAGGAUAAGUACACGUUGCCAGGGGGCUUACUGGCACCGGGCACAAAUACCAUGACGACUGGGGUAGGGGUUGGGGCCACCUUGGGAGCUGGGGUGAACCAGAGGAUGGACAGUUACGCGCACAUGAACGGCUGGACCAACGGAGGCUAUGGGAUGAUGCAAGAGCAGCUCGGCUACCCGCAGCACCCGGGCUUGAACGCGCACAACGCGGCGCAGAUGCAGCCCAUGCACCGCUACGACGUGAGCGCCCUGCAGUACAACUCCAUGACCAGCUCGCAGACUUACAUGAACGGAUCGCCUACCUACAGCAUGUCUUACUCCCAGCAAGGGACCCCGGGCAUGGCCCUGGGCUCCAUGGGCUCGGUAGUCAAGACGGAAUCCAGCUCCAGUCCCCCCGUAGUCACUUCCUCGUCUCAUUCAAGGGCUCCUUGCCAAGCUGGGGACCUUCGGGACAUGAUCAGCAUGUAUCUACCAGGUGCUGAAGUACCAGAACCAGCUGCCCCAAGCAGACUUCAUAUGUCCCAACACUACCAGAGUGCACCUGUUCCUGGCACAGCCAUUAAUGGCACACUCCCUCUAUCACAUAUGUAAGACAAAGGGGCCGGGGGGGGUGGGGGGGUGGGGGAAGGAAAACUAAACAAAACAAACAACAAAAAAACUUUUAUUAGAAAUUCUGGACUUUUUUUUUUUUGGACUAUUUUUGUACAGAGAAAACUCGGGGCGGGUGGGGGGGGGGGGAGGGAUGGGAGGUGGGGGGAGAAAUUAAACCGACACGGAACUUGUAUAGAUCUCGGAGGGGAAGCAACUACACAAAACUUUUAAAAAGUUCUAGUGAAAACGGUAGGAACUUUGCAGAAUGUUUGCAAAAGUCUUUACCAAUAAUAUUUAGAGCUAGACUCAAAGAGCGAAGAGGAAAAUGUUUUAAUAUUUGCAGGCAACUUUUGUACAGUAUUUAUCAAAAGAAACAUGGCAAUCAGAAUGUCCAUUGAUAAUAUAGAAGAAAAAAAUCUCGCGAAUUUGCCAAUUAUUUUUUAAAAAUAGAGUCUACUUGGAGCAUUGUGGCUUUGGCAGCUGAAUUUAUAGCAGCUGCGAGAGGAGAGGAAAUUAUUUUACAGCAUUUGGACAUUUAAAUUGUUUUAGAAAUUGUACAAAAGACAAAAAAAGGUGGGAUGAGUACUUGCGAACCAUGGGCUUGGUUUGCUGUAAAAGGGCAAACGUUUAGAUCGUACUAAAUUUUUUUUUUUUUUUUUUACUUCUUGUUAAAAAGCAAAAAUUGCCAUGCAGGUUCACACGCCGUUUGUUAAUUUAUAAUAACUUUUUGUUUCCAGACUUCAUCCUGUUCAAAGAAAAGAAAAAAAAAAAAAGAAAAAAACCCCUGAAAUUACUGUGUUUGAAAUAUUUUCUUAUGGUUUGUAAUAUUUCUGUAAAUUUAUUGUGAUGAUAUUUUAAGUUCUUUUUUUUCCUCAUUUUCCGUAGUUGUAUUUUAAAGAUUCGGCUCUGUAUUAUUUGAAAUCAGUCUGCCGACAGUCCAUGUAUAUAUUUGAACUAAUACCAUCCUUAUAACAGGUACAUAUUCAAGUUAAGUUUUUACUCCAUUAUGCACAGUUUGAGAUAAAUAAA